This is a messenger RNA of Astyanax mexicanus (Mexican tetra), 1637 nucleotides long. It is a transcript of the gene ccnb3, whose product is annotated as cyclin B3. Gene Ontology annotation, molecular function: cyclin-dependent protein serine/threonine kinase regulator activity. Gene Ontology annotation, biological process: mitotic cell cycle phase transition; regulation of cyclin-dependent protein serine/threonine kinase activity. NCBI's taxonomy places the organism in Eukaryota, Metazoa, Chordata, Actinopteri, Characiformes, Acestrorhamphidae. The record is from RefSeq and is a predicted model, not a curated record. Gene Ontology annotation, cellular component: nucleus; centrosome; cytoplasm. The coding region runs from base 214 to 1491 and encodes 425 amino acids. The transcript is spliced from 13 exons.
AUACAGUAGCGUUGGGAAUAAGCUGCAGGAUUUGAUUCAGGUUUUAGUGCAGGAUUUUAGUAGAUAAAUCGCGUAGAAUAGCUCGGUUCUGUGCGGAGUUUAUAUGUGCGGGCUGGUAGAGCUGUGUUCAGGCUGAGAGGGAGUUUCUGCGAUUUUAAUUCACGCGGUGACGAUUUAUUGCUCAUUAAAGUCAGGAGCGAGUGAGGAAAGACGAUGCCUUUUACGAGAGGAAAGAAACCCACUGUCAGCAAGAUCCCAAAGCUGCAGGCCAGGAGCUCAGAGAAUCAGGAGGAUGACCUUCAGGUCAAGCGAUCAACCUCGCCUCCUCAAGGAGCUCCCAGGAAAAGGACAGCAUUUAUUGACAUCACUAAUGCUGCAUCUCAGUGUUUUAUGAGUCUUCACUUUGAUGCUGAUGAGGGCCGUGUGAGGCGAGCUCACAAGCUCAAACUGAGCAAUCCUAUCAAGAAGAAAGGUCAAGUUAAGCGGGUGCCAAAGAAGACCUCAGUUGCUACCAACAAUGAAGCCAACAGAAAAAGUUCAGCCUUGGUUGACUCUGAGUGUCAGUCUGAGGAGCUGGAGAAGGAAGCGUUCCCGGCAGAGAAACCGGAGGAGCCCCUUCCAAAGGAUCCUCUCCCACCACACCUGCUCCCUCCAAAGAUACCUGUAGAGUUUGAUAUUGACUCUGAUCCUGCCAACGACUGUACGCAGACGCCAGAAUAUGCCAAAGAGAUCUUCGAUUACCUAAAGAACAGAGAGGAGAAGUUUGUAUUGAAGGAUUACAUGGACAGUCAGCUGAGCCUGAAUCAGAAUAUGAGGGCUAUUCUAGUGGACUGGCUUGUAGAGGUGCAGGAAAAUUUUGAGCUGAACCAUGAGACUCUUUACCUGGCAGUGAAGAUGACUGACCAUUACCUGGCUGUGUCUCAGGCCAGCAGAGAAUCCCUACAGCUCAUCGGCUCCACGGCUAUGCUGCUCGCCUGCAAGUUUGAGGAGCGGCUCCCACCUUGUGUUGACGACUUCUUGUAUAUCUGUGAUGAUGCGUACAAGCGCUCACAGAUCAUCACCAUGGAGGGGACUAUUCUGCAGGCGCUGAACUUUGACAUUAACAUUCCUGUUCCCUACCGCUUCCUGCGUCGCUACGCCAAGUGUGUGAAUGCUGGGAUGGACACGCUGACCCUGGCUCGGUUUGUGUGUGAGCUCAGUCUGAUGGAGAUGCAGUUCGUCCCGGUCCGAGCAUCUUUACUGGCCUCCGCUUGCCUACUCAUAGCCCUGGUAACCAAGGACCUGGGGGGAUGGACCCCGUGCCUAGAGUUCCACUCAGGCUACAACACAGAAGACCUGGCGCCCGUGGCCCGAAAACUCCAGCACAUGCUGAGCCGGACGCCCGACAGCAAGCUCGCCACAAUCCGGAGCAAGUACUCCCACAAGGUUUUCUUUGAAGUCGCUCUGAUGCCUACUGUGACCUCGGAGAAGCUGGAGAUGUUUUUGAAGUGAAGGAGAAAAAAAAAAGAUGUGUAAUCUAUAAACCAUGUAAAUAUUUGUAUUUAAUAUUAUAUAUUGCUCCUGUUUUAAAAUAAAUUCUAGUUCUGUUCUGUGGUUACAAAAUGAGCCUUGGAGUAUUUCAAAUGCAGUUUUUAGAA